Darwinula stevensoni is the source of this 1352-nucleotide messenger RNA. NCBI's taxonomy places the organism in Eukaryota, Metazoa, Arthropoda, Ostracoda, Podocopida, Darwinulidae. The record is from the annotation of a GenBank genome assembly.
AUGUUACGCGAACGGGAACGGGGGAGGAUGCAGCUGCUGCUCUGGUUCCUCGUUUGGUUCGUAUGGAGGGCGAUGGGGACCAUCACGACUCAGCAGUUCUUCGCCCCCCAGAACUGGAACAUGAAGAUCACGUCGCCGAUUCGAGAGCUUCUUGUUCUUUCGGAGCUUCAGUGCGCCAUGGCUUGCAAGCAGAACUCCACGUGCUUGAGUUACUCCGUGACACGCCAUUCCGGGACUUUCACCUGCCGCUUCGGAUACCGAUACGACGAGCUGAGGACUGCCGACGCAGAUAGCAAGUUCUUCUACAGAGAUGUGCCGGCUGGGUUCAACCUGGUGCCAGGUACGAGACGUUACGUGAAGAUGACCGUGAAAAGCAUCGUCGGUUAUGACGCGGCGACUAUGUGCAAGAAUGAAGGCAGCCUACUGGUCUCCUCCACUGACGACGCGGUGCACGACUACACGAAGCAGCUGUGGGCCAAUCGACCGUCUGGGAGCAAUUUCGUGGUCGGUGGGGUGAGCAUCACGAACCAGAACACUUGGAUAUUUCCGGAUGGGUUCAACCUGGUGCCAGGUACGAGACGUUACGUGAAGAUGACCGUGAAAAGCAUCGUCGGUUAUGACGCGGCGACUAUGUGCAAGAAUGAAGGCAGCCUACUGGUCUCCUCCACUGACGACGCGGUGCACGACUACACGAAGCAGCUGUGGGCCAAUCGACCGUCUGGGAGCAAUUUCGUGGUCGGUGGGGUGAGCAUCACGAACCAGAACACUUGGAUAUUUCCGGAUGGGUUCAACCUGGUGCCAGGUACGAGACGUUACGUGAAGAUGACCGUGAAAAGCAUCGUCGGUUAUGACGCGGCGACUAUGUGCAAGAAUGAAGGCAGCCUACUGGUCUCCUCCACUGACGACGCGGUGCACGACUACACGAAGCAGCUGUGGGCCAAUCGACCGUCUGGGAGCAAUUUCGUGGUCGGUGGGGUGAGCAUCACGAACCAGAACACUUGGAUAUUUCCGGAUGACACCAACCUGACCGUCACCGGGGUAGGUGAAGCUGGCUUCUGUUCCACCGAACCCAAUGGUGGCGUUCCUGGCUAUUGCCUGCACUUUUGGCUUCACGACCCCGUUCCUUGCUGGGCCGACUCUCCUUGCAGCGGAAACUAUGACGGAUACAUCUGCGAAAUCAAAGUGCCGAAUUGAUACGGACCCGAGGAGCCCCUUGUCUGGGGACAAACGCGAGACGAAAUCUGUUCUGGUCGUUGAUCGACGAAUUCCGAGCACGAUGUUCUGGUUACUUUUCACGUUCUUGCGCGCAUUGCACAUUCUAUUAUUAUUCGUAUUAUUGCAAUAUCAUCCGG